AUGUUCAUUGGAGCUGUGCUGUCGACGGACAGCCAGCGCAGUGCGAGACAGCGUUGUCGGCGUGGAGGAUCUCGGCUGACCUCGGCGGACGGUGCCGUCAAUACUUCGAAGUUUUUUUUGAGUUUUCGAAAGGGAAGUUUCAACAUCACUACGGAUUGUGAGCGAUCUUUGCUGUCCUUACCGUCUGCGCGAGAAACAAUGAGACCUACGAGGCCACCACCGAAUAAAAUGCCUGGAGCUGUCUCGAAAUAUAUCGUUGAAUACUACGUGCGGAAUUCGGAUGUGCUUCUCACCAAUACCAGUUUGCGAACAAUGGAAGCGAACACGCUGAGAGCACUAGCGAUAAAAAAGCUCAUCGCCGAGUUGCAGGAGCAGUUCGGAUAUUCUACAACGGAAAGGAAAAUAAGAAAUCAUUUCGAUCAUGUUCGAUCGAAAUGUCUGAGCAAAGGCGGUGGAUUGGGCCUCCCGAGCGCUGAAAGAAAUAGAUUCGUCCAUAGAGAUGCAGAACGUAACUCGUUCGGAGAGCUAAGAAAAAGGGUGUUUCUAAAUUCUGGAGAGCAGGCUUUGUUGAGAUAUUAUAAAAGCCAGGAGGCUGAUAAUGCCAGAGAACAGGGAACCUCACAGCACAACCAAAUGUUCAUGAGAGAAAGAGAAAGCUUCAAUAGAAUGCACACGCGAGAAGAUGAUCAUCAGCACUCCGCGUCUGAAGAGGUUGAGGUCAAAGAAGAAUCUCGGCCUGCUGACUUGUCCGAUGACUGUGUAAUUGAGGAAUUAACGGGUUUUGAUGAAGAAGAAUCCAAUGACAAUGGUCGCAUAGAUGUAGACAGUCCAACUUGCCCGUUCUCACAUGCUUGUGAAUCUAGUUCUGAAGCUAUGAAUGAGUUACGACUGCUGUGCAUGGCGUUGCGCAAACCUUCUUAUAAGCCAAGGACGACUGGCGACGUUGAUUCACAGCAUGUCAUUUCGUUAUUCUUCUAUAAUUCUACUGCUGCUACUUUUCUCGCUCGCCACUAUGAUAGAAUCAUGUUCGAGAAGGCGAUGGUGCUACGAUGCUCCUGUAUGCUAUUCUAUGCCGAUGGUCUGUCUUAUGCCCCACUGGAGACACAGAUGUCCUAG
This is a messenger RNA of Cylicocyclus nassatus, 1116 nucleotides long. NCBI's taxonomy places the organism in Eukaryota, Metazoa, Nematoda, Chromadorea, Rhabditida, Strongylidae. The record is from the annotation of a GenBank genome assembly.